CGACAUAUUAUAGAAGUCUUCCGCGCAUGACCCAUAGAUGUUAUUUGGUCUGAAAGGAAACCCCAAACCCCAGUUUAACAGUGAAUUGAAACACUGAGGAGACUGACGGAUCAGAAAGCCAUUCGGAAUAUUAGUAGGCCUCUUAUUAAAAUUUGAAUAUAAUAAUAAUAUACUUUUUUACUUUUUUCAUUCCUCUUACUUUUUGUAUUACUUUAUGAUAACUGAAUAAAUAGAUAAAAAACCUUCCGCACUUGACUUGAUCAGGUGACCCAGAAGUGCUCCAUUUGGUCGCACCGGAUGUUGAACUAUCAGCUGAUCGUGGUGUUUUUGAUGGAAGUUGCUGGUUGGAAGAGUCCCCCCUUCUCUCUUUAUUAUCUUGCUUACACGACAAAGGCUUAACGGACUGAACAACAACUGCAACGUAACUCAGCACAGCCAUUAAAUUCAGAGGAAGUUCACCGUUAACAAGUAACAAAGAGUUCUGUGUUCAAAAAGCGGUCAGCUUUCUGUCAGUUAAAGAAGGAAAACAACAUUGACGUUAGCUGUCGGGUUUUCUGACACUGUGACGUUUGCUAACAUUGGCUAGCUAUGUUGUUUAUGCUGUGGUUUGACGAACUGAGCUGAUAUAACCAAGUCUAAGAAAAAUAUUUAUUGAUGUUGUGCCAGUACAUGAGUUGCUUUUAAAUAUUAUAUUGUUUAUGGAUCGCUAGCCUGGCACUCGAACAGUAACGCCAGUUAACCUUAAAGUAAUAUAAGCUAACUUACGUGUUAAGAAUUCGAGGCUCCCUUUAGCAAGGUGGAAAGCUAACUUGUGUUUUAUGCUAUUGACAGUCGUCAAGAAAAUUGACUAUUAUCGAAACGCUGAUCAAAUUAUAAUCCUCUUUCUGUUGUUUCGUUAGACAUAUCUGAAUACAGUUUGCUGGCGAUUGCUUGUGGAAGAACAACAACCUGUAACCAGUGGCUUUGUUCUUUAUCCAACCGACCUGUCUGUUGCUAUUCCUUAAAGUCCUUAAAGUCCUUUUCACUCACAGAUUGUCAAAUUGACAAUUUUUAUUUGUGAGGUGUAUUUGUGUGUAAUAUUUAUAACUAUGGUCCUUGUUUCUGUUUUAUAAGUGUACAUAUAUUAAACAGCUAGUUAAUUUAUUGUUGGUCGUACUUUACUUCAGGGCUUUAAUGUAUCACUGAACAUUUUAAGAUUUUAUGAAUAGCCUAAUUCAAGGGUUAUAUGUAACUAAAUGCGGUUUCUAAGCGUGCAAUCGAAAUAGAUAGCUAACAUUACGUUAGUAAUAGGAUAGGGUUUUGGGCAGGAAAGAAGGUACAGAUCUGGCACAGUCAGAAUAUCUGGUUGAAACCAUUUCCAAUCCGCCAAUGCUGGAUCUGGAAGUCGUCCCUGAGCGAUCUUUGGGAAAUGAACAAUGGGAAUUCGCAUUAGGGAUGCCAUUGGCCCAAGCCAUUUCUAUUUUACAAAAACACUGCCGCAUCAUCAAGAAUGUCCAGGUUCUCUACAGUGAACAAACACCACUUAGCCAUGACCUCAUUCUCAACUUGACUCAGGAUGGAAUCAAACUGUUGUUUGACGCCUGCAAUCAGAGACUGAAGGUUAUUGAAGUUUAUGACUUGAGCAAGGUGAAACUGAAAUACUGUGGAGUACAUUUCAACUCUCAGGCUAUAGCACCUACAAUCGAGCAGAUUGACCAGUCCUUUGGCGCAACACAUCCUGGUGUUUACAAUGCCGCAGAGCAGCUCUUCCAUUUAAACUUCCGAGGCCUGUCGUUCUCCUUCCAGCUGGACUCAUGGAAUGAGGCCCCUAAGUACGAGCCUAACUUUGCCCAUGGCUUGGCCUCCCUGCAGAUUCCUCACGGCGCCACAGUCAAACGGAUGUACAUUUACACUGGAAACAACCUCCAGGAAACCAAGGCUCCAGUGAUGCCCCUGGCCUGUUUCCUUGGGAAUGUGUACGCUGAGUGUGUGGACGUGCUGAGAGAUGGGACUGGUCCGCUGGGUCUUAGAGUCCGCCUCCUCACUGCAGGCUGUGGACCAGGGGUGAUGGCUGAUGCUAAGGUGCGAGCUCUGGAGAGGAACAUCUACUUUGGCGACUCGUGUGAGGAUGUGCUGAGCGCUCUGGGUUCUCCACACAAGGUCUUCUACAAGUCUGAGGACAAGAUGAAGAUCCACUCGCCCUCCCCUCACAAGCAGGUGCCGUCCAAAUGCAAUGACUACUUCUUUAACUACUUCACCUUGGGAGUGGACAUACUGUUUGAUUCUACGACACACCUGGUGAAGAAGUUUGUCCUGCAUACCAACUAUCCCGGCCAUUAUAACUUUAACAUAUAUCAUCGGUGUGAUUUCAAGAUUCCGCUGGUUAUUAAAAAAGAUGGAGCAGAGGCUCCAGGGGAUGACUGCAUCCUUACCAGCUACAGCAAGUGGGAUCAGAUCCAGGAACUACUGGGACACCCCAUGGAGAAACCGGUCGUGCUACACAGGUCAUCAUCAGCAAAUAACACCAAUCCUUUUGGAUCCACAUUCUGUUUUGGACUGCAGAGAAUGAUUUUUGAGGUGAUGCAGAACAACCACAUAGCAUCAGUGACAUUGUACGGAGCACCACGGCCCAGCAGCCACACCCGAUCGGAGGCCUCCGCCCACUGAAGCCACUCCUGCCACUCUUCCUCAUCCUCUUCCUCAUCUUGCAUCACUGAGUCAUCUUCCAAUCCUCAUCCAGCGCGGUGUGCCUUUCAUCACCUGAUUCCCCUCCCCCUUCCUCAGGGGCAUGCUGGGAACUCUCUUAAAUCCCUGUGCUCCCGCGGAUUCCUUCCGGUAGGAGCACCUCCCAGCAUGUCCUCAUGCCUCCCCAGCACCUUCUUCUUAACCCACCUCCCCCUUCUAGAUGCCCAAAUACCUAGACUCUCCCCACCUUUAGCCUAAGCUACAGACCCUGUGCCCAUCAGCCCCCCUUCCCCGAGACCACGGCUCACAGAUGCAUCCAUCCGCUCCCUCCCAUCCCACCCCCACCCCCAUAAAGCACCAUAAAGCGAAGAGUGUAUAAGGAUCAGCAAACACACACACACAUACAUAUACAUACUGUGCAAAUGUACAGAAACGCAUCCACUUUAGCUAACAUACAUAUACACAAGUACAGUUCAAACAUACACACACAACCACAAAAACAAUGCUUACAUACACACACACACGCACAAAUAAGCUAUAAGAUCAUUUUCAAAUGUCUGUGUCAAAAAAAAUAACCCUUCUCAACAAGUCACACCAAAUGACGUACAAGCAUUUCGACACAACACCUUUGGCAGACAUGCUGAGGGUCUGCAUUGGACCUAGGAUGUGCACAGAUGUCUGUGCGACAUGAACAGGCGGGGAAAGUGUUCCUUCUUGCGAAGCAGCAAAAACAAACCAGAAGAGUACAAGCACAAAUGAGCUGCUUCCUUUUUGCAGUGUUGUUGGGCACCUGGCACAUGAGCAUCCUCUUUCUCACACACACACACACACACACACACACACACACACACACACUCUCAGACACAGACAUACAUGCGCUUAGGCCAAGUCAACAGCACGGGUCAUCUCCAGUUGCAGGGCAGUGCAAGCACUAACUUUACUUAAGGUCCUGAGUUGGCAUUUAUCUACAUGUUUCCUCGCAAAGGAAAGCUGACUUGUUUGUUAUCCAUUGUUGUUUUUAACAUUUGCACUAAAACAAACACACACACACACACACACACACACACACACACACACACACACACACACACACACACACACACCUUAUUUACUUGAUAAUUGUCUCUCUUCCACUGAGGAACGUGUGUUUAAUUGACUGUUUCUGUGAGACAUGACGAGAGUGGGGGGAGGGAGGAAGAGCACAAGAGAGUUGUUGUUGUUUUCUUUGUUUUCUUUUCCCCGUGAUCUACUUCCUGGUGCUUCACUCCAUCUGCCCCGUCUCCUCCCCCAUCUGCCCGCUGUCCUGCCCCAUCUGCCCCGUGUCCUGCCCCCUCUUUCACAGCUUCCCCCCUGUCAUAGCUCAGUUAGCAUCGCUAGCCUAGAUUGCUCUCUUCUCUCUCUUUUUUUUUUUUAAAGCUGUAGUUCUCUCAUUAAUUGCCAAAAUGUUAGCCAAAGAUGUUUAAACCAUUCACUUUAUUAUAACAAAAAAAAAGAAAUGAAAUCCUAUUUGAGCUUGACCUUUGGAGCCCAUAGAUGGUAACAUUCCCUCUUACCUAGACUUCCUUCCGUCAUCUCCAUUUUUAAUAACGACUACAUUCUAACUCUCUUAACCGUGCAUAAGUACUUUUAAAAUAGGUAUGUUAAUGAUUAUUUUAUGACGGCUUAGUGCUCUUUUGUCAUUCAGAACUUUAAUAUUCUCAUACGUAUGAUUUUUACUAAGAAACAGCCGUCUGUUCCAUCUGUAGCAGGUAGUUUGAGGUGGGAAAAGGUCGCCCUCUGCUGGUGUUCAGUGUAUGUACAGACUUGUGUAUAUAGAAUGCUCGUAUCCUUUCUUCUGGGCUCUUCCGUUCCUAAGGUGAUUGUACUGCUUGGAGUUGGGUGGGUGGACAGUAGGAGUAUCUGGGAGCAGUAGAGGCUUAUUGCAGUGUCUGAGCUCUUUUGUCUCUGGUCAAACAGACGGGGAGGGAGCUCACGCUCUCCUGUUCUCUUUGUACCGAGCUCACAUCUGACCACUAGCUGGACAGGAUUUAAAGCCAGCAGAAUAAACAGUGGAAACAGUGAGCUAUUACUGUAAGUGGAGUGUCUGGCCUUGUGUGAGGAUUGCCCUGUAAAACUCUGUGAAUUCUACAGACUAUGUGUCAUCACUUGGCCCAUUGUGUGUGUGUGUGUGUGUGUGUGUGUGUGUGUGUGUGUGUGUGUGUGUGUGUGUGUGUGUGUGUGUGUGUGUGUCACACAGACCUAGGCAUGGGCCCCCUCCUGUGUGGUUUUGUGUGCAGAAACUGGGCCGCAUGUUAAGGUGACUCAUUUUCAGGUCACUCCCAGAGCGAUUUACUUCGUGGCACACUAUGACAUCACUUCCUCCACUACUGCCCAAUGUUUCCCACCACUGUAUAAAUCUGUGUUUGCAAAGAUGCCAGGCUUUUGGCUCUUUUAAAUAGUUUACAUGCAUUCUGUUACAUUUCCCUUCUGACGAGCUUCAGCUCAGCCCUCUCUUUCUUUUUCUCUCUUUCCCCUGUCCCCCCCUCUGUUUGUUUUAUUUCAUUUUGGCCCCGCGCUUUACUUUUCUAAUAAGCAAAACAGUUGAACGAAGUAGAAAAAAAUAAAAACUAGCGUGACGCUGUAAACUGUGCCUCAUCUCCCACUAACUAGCCUCUCUUCUCUGUAAAAAAAAAAAAAAAGAUCAAAUGAAAUGUUUUUCAGCUGCAUUGUGCUUGACUGAGCAUGUAAAGCUAAUGUGAUAGACCCUGUUGAUCUGUCAUAGUCCUCUUGCUCCAACAUCAACAAAAACAAAAAAGAAGAUACAGAUUCAAAUGAAAAACAAUUUCAUUUUAGGAAUAAGGACAAGACCAUGGGAUAUUUGACAGAGGUCCUGAACUUCUGUCAUGUGGAACCUGUCAUGUGUGUCCCAAAUCCGUUCAGGAUUCGUGUUAAUUUGCAGUUAUCUGAUUUCUACAUUAGCAAAUUCAGUUACUCUGUUGGCUGUAAGUGUCUUUGGUGCUGGGCACUCAAUAAAACAUAUGUAAUAGUUUGGACAUGAAAUCUCUGCCUUUUGCUAACAAGUAGCCCCUCUGCCAGCUUUUUUAUGACCUGAGAUUCACGUACUGGUGGGUGUUGUGGUUUUUCAUUGGAAUAUAACAAGACACUUCCCAAAGACUGGUGUUAAAGUUCUUCUGUCCGCAACACUUUCUAACUGUACGUCGUAGGCAAAUUGUUCCUGUUUGAUCAUAAACAGUGUGACCACUGUUGUGAUUGUCUGGAGAAGAAAUGUAACUGUUUUGUGUGUCUAGUCGCGCGAUGGGCAGAAACUGAUGCCCAGUCUCAGGUGGAUUGUGUUUCAUAACAGGAGCAGAGGAAAUGCUUAAUUCUCAUCAGAUGAGUUCAUCCUCUAUGUAUGUUUUUGCAUUGGAAUGAAUGAAUGAAUGAUUGUCCUCAAGAUUGUAAUUAGUUAUGGACGUGUAAUGCCGCAUAUUAAUGCUAUGUAUUGUAACCCCCCCCCAGUAUAUAGUGUAUCUCCCCAUCCCCUGACCCCCUCCCCCCAUCCUUAAAAUGUAUUAUUUUUCUGCGUGAGUCCAGUACGUUCUACCCAUUUCUGGAAAUGGGAUUAUCCUUCAUUAAAAAUUGUGAAUCAAAAUGUA
Molecule: messenger RNA, 6299 nt
Organism: Clupea harengus (Atlantic herring)
Lineage: Eukaryota; Metazoa; Chordata; Actinopteri; Clupeiformes; Clupeidae
Gene: phaf1
Product: phagosome assembly factor 1
Biological process (GO): Golgi to plasma membrane protein transport
Cellular component (GO): dendrite; trans-Golgi network; synaptic vesicle membrane
Source: RefSeq, a predicted model, not a curated record